Molecule: messenger RNA, 940 nt
Organism: Cutaneotrichosporon oleaginosum
Lineage: Eukaryota; Fungi; Basidiomycota; Tremellomycetes; Trichosporonales; Trichosporonaceae
Molecular function (GO): acyltransferase activity, transferring groups other than amino-acyl groups
Source: RefSeq, a predicted model, not a curated record
UCGAUCUGCACCACAUGCUACGACGUGUUUUCGCUCAAAUCUCAUCUACCUCAUCUUUAACCUGAUCCCCGUCCUAGCCACGCUCCCACCGCCUCCAACAAUACAUGUCCGCCAUCAUCCUCCCGUCGGAACCGCCAAGCGGCGCGUCGACCCCGCCAUCGAUCACGAUCCGGCCUCGGCGACCCGAGGACUUCCCGGCCCUCUGUGACCUCUUGGAACGGCAGCAGCCGUCUUCGCUGUACCCCAUCCGCUGGCCCCUGCCCAUGCCCGUGCCCCAGUUCAUCCAGCGGCCGGGCGAGGCAGCUGCCUUCGUCGCGGAGUGCGCCGGCCAGAUCCUCGGACACGUGGCUGUGCGCUACGGCCUCGGCGGUCCGGCGGACGAGGAGGAACUGACGACACGCUGGGCGGAGGCGCACGGCUGCGAGGAGAAGGACGUGCGAGUUAUCGCUGUGCUUUUCACCGACCCCGCGUGGGCUGGGAAAGGCGUUGGCUCCGGGCUGUUUGCUGUCGCGACGAAGGCGGCGCGAGCUGGCGGCGGGAGGCCGUGUCUCGACGUCGUCUCCACUAACACUGGCCCGCUUCAGUUCUACAAGCGGCGCGGGUGGAAGAUCGUAGGCGAUUGGCAAGCGCCGUGGGUCCCAGGAAUGCGCAUAGACGUCCAUCUCAUGAUUUUGCCAAUGGAGGCGGCCAACGGAUCGGUGGCGGGAACGGACUCUCCAGCUCUCGUCCCCACGGGAGCUCAGCAACCAGGUACACGUCAACGAGCUUGAAGGCAUAUAGUCCUUCACCCGAAUGCAUAAUGAGCCCGACUUGCUCGUUUCAACGGUUUCAACGCUUUCCGCGACUGGAUUGAAAGAUUGGGGUGGAGUGAUUUGUCGACUCCAUGACGUCAGCAGGCUGCAGGCGUUUUAUGCCCACCUCUUCCGGCAGGCGGGCCGGC